CCACAACAAACAGGAAGUAUGGUGGAGUUUGUGUGAGGAGUUACUGAAAACUGUUUUGUGUUAUAAAAAUGCUAGAACUAAAUAAACUUGACGUUAGAAAUAACCGGUUUGUACAUGUGUUUCCUAGACCAUAGACAAUGCUUAACAGAUGGGAGAUGAAAAUGCUUAGAAAUGUGUGAUGCGUUUUACAUCUGAGUGGAGCCAAACAAAUGUUACUAGAAUGCCGGGAGGCCUUUCCCUGCAUUCGUAACAAAUGCUGCUCUCGUUAGAAACUAUGGCAAACGGUGGAGUAUGAAAUGCUUGAAAACUAGUAAUACCCAUACAGAAAACGGAAAUGAAGUGCAACUCACAGCGACAGGUUGACAUGUAUGCAAAUCAACAGCUGGACCAGGCUACCAUGUUUUGGGCACUGGCUUCAUAUUGCCAUUGAGGAGCAUGCGUGAUCCUAGAGUAAGCCGUGCCAAUGGAGUACAGUAUGUAAGAAGGUGGUUGGAGCUUUUUCCAACAGCUGUAAAAUGAAGAAAGCCCUGAGUGAUGCUCAAGAAGCUUCCUGAACAUAAACUAAUCACCGAAUCACCCACAAGAUGGAGCUCCAGACAGUGCAUGAUUGAGCAAUUUGUUGAACAAGAGAAGGCCAUUCGUUAUAUGCUGGGUGCAGACAGAAAGUGCCGGCAUCUCAUCCCAACCUGGCAAGAUGUUGAGGUGCUAGAAUCAGUAAACAAAGCACCUGGUCCUCUGUUAGAGUUUACGGAUGCGCUUUCAGGUGAGCAAGUUGUAACAGUCUCCUACCUCAAACCUGUCCUGGCAUCGUUCAACACAGAGGUCCUGGCAGUUAAGUCUGACGACACAGACCUAACCAAAACAAUCAAAGAAACCAUUCUGGAAUACCUGAACAUGAAAUACAAAGAAGACAAUUUGGAUGACCUCUUAAGUUUGGCAUCCACACUUGACCCCUGCUUUAAAACCUGCUACAAUGAUGAUGACCAGAUUGAAGCCAUUUCAUCAACAGUCACCACUGAGCUUAUGACCAUGGCAACAGAGGAAGACCGUGCUUCCCCAGGCCCCUCAACCACUACAGCUCAGGGUACCACUGCAGAAGGUGCAGCAGGUGGUGAUGACACCAGGGAGUCAUCCAAAAAGGCCAAAAAAUCAUUCAGAUGUUACAUCAAAAAACAAGAAGUCAGAGGAGGGGAGUCACUUGCCACUGCCAUUGAAAAUGAGCUCAAGAGCUACCUGAUGAUCCCUGAGGUGGACAGUGAAGUCAAUCCACUUGAGUGGUGGGAAUCACAGGAGGUCAAUUUCCCCAGGCUGGCGAAACUGGCCAGAAAAUAUCUAUGCAUCCCUGCUUCAAGCAGGCCUUCAGAGAGGGCAUUCAGCACAAGUGGAAAUGUUGUAACCUGUCACAGGUCUUCACUCAAGCCUGAUGCUGUGGACACAUUAGUGUUUUUGGCUCAUAACUUGAAGUAAAUAACCUGUGCAAGUGAACAGUUGGCCUAUAUUUUUUUCUGCAGAGUUCCAGCAUAUUGUUUAUGCUAGUGUGUGCUAUAAUAACAAUACUUGGUAUUUUGUCUAUUUGAUUUAAAAUUGUGGAUUUUGUUUACAUUUUUAUGAUAUUUUAAUUUAAUGACAUUUUGUUUACAAUUUUUACUAUAUUUUUGUACACUACCUAAGAUAAUAUGGAGCAAACCUGUUUUGGCAUAUUCUCCUGUUUUGGUUUUGUGUGAUUUAUGUACAGCCCUGGACAUAACUUGAAGUUGGUCAUUGUUCAAUAUGGCCAUAAAAUAGAUUAAGUUGGUGUGCAAUGUUCUGUAGAAGGCCAUAAGAUAGAUUAAGCUGGUGUGCAAUGUUUUGUAGAACAUGCAUGGAGCACUUUGUUUACAAUGUUAACAAAUGCUAAUAUUUCAUUUAUUUGCUCUUGCUCAUACAGUAUGCUGCACAAUUUACCUCGCAGCAGAGAAUCUGAAUGUUUACCCAUUCAAUGUUUCUAUAUUGGAGUUUAAUUAUGAGGAGUCUUUGAAUUAUUUUUACU
Molecule: messenger RNA, 2029 nt
Organism: Neoarius graeffei (lesser salmon catfish)
Lineage: Eukaryota; Metazoa; Chordata; Actinopteri; Siluriformes; Ariidae
Product: E3 SUMO-protein ligase ZBED1-like
Exons: 3
Coding region: 535-1467 (310 amino acids)
Molecular function (GO): protein dimerization activity
Source: RefSeq, a predicted model, not a curated record